Molecule: messenger RNA, 1571 nt
Organism: Panonychus citri (citrus red mite)
Lineage: Eukaryota; Metazoa; Arthropoda; Arachnida; Trombidiformes; Tetranychidae
Product: 40-kDa huntingtin-associated protein-like
Exons: 3
Coding region: 381-1166 (261 amino acids)
Biological process (GO): vesicle cytoskeletal trafficking
Cellular component (GO): early endosome
Molecular function (GO): protein binding
Source: RefSeq, a predicted model, not a curated record
CAAUUGUAAUUAAUUGAAACAUCCUUUUCUUUUCCUUUGUUAUCUUUCAAUUUUAAUUGAUUCUCUGUGUGAAAAUUGAAACUUCUUCAUCAAAAUCUAAGAGAUUAGUGAAUAAUUCAUCUGAUUGUUAAUCUUAAUUGUGUUUUCAUCUUUUCUCCUCUAUCAGAAUUCAUAUUCUUCAUCAUCUUUGUUUUCUUUUUUUUCAUAUUCUCUCUCUGUCUCUCUGUCAUAUCGAGAUGGGCCUUAAUUGCUGUUGUGGUUAAAUCAUCAUUUUAAUUGUUAUCUAAUUGAUAAGAUUUGAUUUGGAACUAAUUUCAACCAAGUGAAGAUUGGUAUAGUUUGCUAACUGGAAGGUGACGGAUAUCAGCUGAUUGAUCAUCAUGAGUGAUUUUACUCAAUUCAAAGCAAUUAAUUCUAAAUUAAAGAAACGUUUUCUUCUACGUAAACCUAAUUUCUCUGAGGCUAGUCAACAAUUUAGUGAUUUAAGUCAAGAUUGCAAAGAAUUUAAGUUAUUCGCAGGCCAUUGUUGUCUGGCAUCAGCACGAUGUGAACACUCACUAGGAAACACUAACAUGGAGUUACAAGCUCUACUUCAAGGUGCUCGUUAUUUUGCCGAGGGUAAAGAAAUGAAUGCCGCCAUAUCAGCUUAUCGUCACGCUUUACUUAUCUCAGCGGAAGCCGCUUUACCUUAUAUUUACACAGAACUAGCUCGAUUAUAUGAGAAACACCGUCGAUUCAACGAGGCUGCUAUUGUCUACGAAGAGGCCACAAUGUACCGUGAAGCGGCCAAUUGCUACAUGGAUGGUCACCUUUACGACAAAGCCUUAACUUGUUUCAAUAAACUGGACAAGCAAAAGUUGAAAGUAAACGAUGAAAUAUCAAUCUUCUUAUUGAAAUUGUUUCUUUACGAUGUUCGUCGACUUUCACUUGAAUUUCCAGUUGUAAAUUAUACCUGUGAAGAUGAUGAUAUUAUCUCAUUGAAUAUUCUAUUGGAAUCACUUUUCUAUUUUGAAACUGAACAUGGAGAAGGUGUUGAAAUUAAGAGUAACAUUAUCGCCAAAUUAAAUCCCUUUUUGGAUGGAAGACAAAAGGAACUUCUUUCUCUUGGUGAUCCGAAAACUGAAUCAAAUGAAAUUUCUAAUGGAUUGUUCAAUUUGAGAAUCUAAUCAACGUUGGAAACAUCAUGAAGGCAAUCAAAUUAUUAUUAUUACAUUCCCAAGGAAUAAUCCAAAGUUAUGGUCGCAAUUCAAUCGAUAUCAAAAUUAAUCGAGGAUAAAAUCUUAAUGGUCUUAAUAUUUUAAUUAUCCAUCUUCCCAAUUUUAAACCAAAGAUACACUUAAUUAAUGGCAAAUGGAUUAAAUCAAAUUUAUAUUUGUCAUGAAACUGACUUUUCCCGUGAAGAUAAUCAAUUCAAUCGUUGCCCAGAUUAAGAGACAAACUUGAAAUUAAUUGUGAAAAUAAGUUAUUACUAUUUAUUUUGAUUUAAGUCUUUUUUAUGACAAUUGUUAUUUUCUUAUGGCUACAAUAUUGCAUUCUAAUUGUUAUGUUAAAUUGUUUACUUUUUUUUGUGA